UGUCCUAUGUGCCCCGUGUGCCCCCCGUGGCACUGCUGGGGAAGGUCACUGCCACCACCUUUGUGCUGGAGAGACCCUGCUGCGUCUUCGACCGGCACGCCAACGCCUCGGACACAGUUUGGCUGGUUGUGGCAUUCGUUAAUGCCUCGGCCACCUUCAGAAACCCCCUGGCUCGGGUUGACGUGCCCCUGUACAAGCAGCUGCCCACUGCCAGCUCCUACAUGACACUGGAGACAGCAGUGGCUGCCUAUGCCUGCUCAGCACCGAGCCCAGACGUCCUGCGGGUCGGGGCUGACACAGCGUGCAGAGACCACGGCAGACAGGACCACUGCAACGGGCCCCUGCCCUCUCCAGGACCCUACAGCCCGAGCACCAUCGACCCUGUGCCCACACACUGCAGCGGUGGCGUGGUGGUCAUCACCUCCAUCCUGGCCAGCCUGGGGACUGUGCUGGCUGCUACUGUGCUCGGAGCCCUGGGGGCUGUCGCCCACCCAUGCCAUGAGUGUGGCAGUUCUCAGCACGCCUCGCCGGCGGCGCUCAAACAUAACAAAUGCUCCCGGGGAAACGAGCCCAACCUGUUUGCCGUGGGGCUGCGGCUGGUGCAGGAAUGUGGGCGGUUAGUGACCACAGGUGAGUCCCACUGGGACGCAGAGCCCAACCGCCUGCACUCCUGCCCUCGGCACCCAGGCACCAGCACCAUGCUCCCACUGCUCCUCCUGCUCCUGCCCGUGGCCCACGGCGUAGACAAGGUGAAAUACACGCCGGCCCUGACCAAGACCCCGCUGAAGGGGCUGAAGACCACCUCCACCUUUGUGCUGGAGCAGCCUCGCUGUGUCUUUGGGGAUUAUAAAAAUGCUGUCAUCUGGCUGGUGGUGGCCACGGACAAGGGUGCAUCCACCUUCAACAACAGUGUGAUGCCAGGGACUAAUGAGACUGCGUACCAGGGCUUUCCUGACCCCGUCCCUGCCUACAUGACCCUCAAUCUCACCCUUGCCAACUACGCCUGCCCCAAACCCAAAGGGGAGAUCACAGUGCUGCGUGUUGGCAGUGAGACAAGCUGUGUCGGGAACGAGACAAGACCCACCUGCAACGGCCCCCUGCCUGGCCCUGGGCCAUACCGGUGA
Messenger RNA from Acanthisitta chloris (rifleman), 1124 nucleotides. RefSeq lists its product as uncharacterized. Lineage: Eukaryota; Metazoa; Chordata; Aves; Passeriformes; Acanthisittidae. The annotation marks the transcript as partial. The record is from RefSeq and is a predicted model, not a curated record. The transcript has 6 exons.